AUGGCUUCCUUGCAAGAUGACUUGGCCAAGCUGCUGCAGCCCCUCUCUCCACGGGAACGGCAGCAUCUUGAGUCAAGGUGCCUGUCAUCCCAUCCUCUGGACCUGCUCUCCGUGUUGGAGACCAGCCCUCCGAAUCAGCUGGCCAGUGUCUUGCUGAGGAGACGGAUGCAGGAAUGCUGGCCUACGUUGGCCGUGUCAGACCGGAUGUUUCUGCAAGCUCGUCUUCUGCACGCAAUGGAAUAUCCGUCGAGCGAUUCUGCGGUAAAGAUCGUAGCAGACUGCGUUGCCGGUGUAGCUUGCAAUCUUGCAGCAGAGGGUGUCAUGUGGUUAGAACUGCUGCUGUGGAUCAGAAAGGUAGCCGCCAAAGGUGAGCGGCCACUGGCUGCGGCCUGUCUGCAACUUUAUGGCGUCAUGUGCCUCCUCGGCGGACUCUUGGUCUCACCUCCGUGGCAAAAUCUUCUCGAGCCCCAUCUAUUGGAGCUCUGUGGGGCCUGCGUGAUCUGCAUCUCUGUAAUGAAGGAAGGUGACGCACAGUCUCAGCCGGUUCCUGCGGUUCAUGCGGAGCGUGCCAUCGAAUGCCUUGGGAGCCUUGCUGCAAUCGUCAGGGGCGAGGAAGCCGCGCGCCUCUUUCAUCACCAGGUUGUCGGACUGCUUGUCAGUGACCCUGUUCUGGGAAGCGAGUUCUGUGAUGCUGCCUUGGAAGCAUUAUCUCGAGCGGCAGCGGCCGACGAGCUCCUUAUCGCAGAUGCAUCCUUCUAUGCCAUGCCGGGCCAACCACCUUCGGAGCUCUGCAGAGUCGUCCAACUUGCCCUCACGGCCUCGGUCACGCAGCGAGGGCAGCGGCGUCUCAGAGCACUGCGUUUGCUCCACAGCAUCGCUGACUCGCACUCCCGGCUGCUUUGCGUGCAGGCUGAGGGUCAGCUGUCGGCAGAGAAGGUCUUGGGGACUUUGGUGGAACUUGUGGCGCCGGACGAGGUGCGAGCCCAGGCCCAGGCAAGCUGUGACUCAAACGAAGGGCAUCUUGUCAGCAACUCGGCACAGAGCACGGCCGAGUACGCGCUGCUCACGCGGAUCUCCAAGCGGAUGCCGGACAAGAUGGUCCUGCCAAUCAUUUACCGCAGCGCAUGUCGGACCUUGAUGGGCUCCGACUUGCCCGCCAAACUUGCGGCGCUCGCAAGUCUGCGGGCAGUAUUACCAGGGUGCACUUCGGGUGUGAAGAAGCAGCUACAUCGUAUUUCUAGACUUGUGUUGCGAGCUUUGGCACAACCAGCCCUGCACGUGGUGGCCUUUGCGUUGGUUGCUGAUCUGUGUGCUUUAAUCCCUGCUGAGACACGCUGCGGCUCAGCAAGGCUCACAGAGAGACUGCUUCCUCCUCUUCUUCAGCAGCUGCAAUAUUUGCAGCUUCGUGACCCUGCCUUUCCGCAUGCACUGGCCGCGCUUGAGGCCGCUUGCCCCAGAUCAGCAUGUGGGAGGCUGCUGCCUGCAUUUCGGCCACCCCAGAGCGGUGUGGCGGUGCUGAUGUGGGCCUGUGAAAAGUUGGGAGAGCUUGGGGAGCUUCAGCAAGAUGCUCUGGAACCCCAGCUGGCAGACAGCAUUGCAAAGAGGCUUUGCACUUUGAUCAGUGUACUUGCCAUGAGACAGCACUCCACACGACACACAGCUGAAAGCCUGAAGACAGCCGGACGAAAAAUGGUAACCGUGCUGCAGCAAAUGCUGACCAGCGCGCACAGCGUAGAGGCACGCUCUGCGGCACUGGAAGCUUCGGGGACUUGGAUCAAAUUGAUGGCUGAUACAGGAUCCAGGCGUCCAGAGUUUCUGAAGACCUGCUUGCAAGCUGUGGAGAAUGGCUUGCGCGACGAAUGCGACUCAUUAUCUUCUGGGGUGUCGGCCGAAGCAUCAGUGCGUUUCUGCGUUGCGCUUGGGCCACUGGCACCUUCACCGGGGGCUGUCGCGGUGGCUGGCUUGGAAUGCUGCGCCCGACGACCUCGACCUGACUUGCUGCGGGCGCUUGCUGCUCUCGUGGCAUCUACGCAGUGUCUGCACUCCGUGUUUGGUGACCUGGCCUCGCCGGAGUGGAGUCGAUUGGCACAGCUCCUGAGCGGUUUCCUCGAGCAGCGGGAGUUGCGAGGGGCGACUGCCGAGCUGUCGAGGCACGUGCCGCUCUGCAAGGAGAGGCCGGAGGUGUUCCGAAGCCUUUGCACCGCCGCUGCUCACAUGGCGGCAGCGCAGGAGGAGCCCUCGCAAGAGCUCGGUGAGGCGAUGCAAAUGCUGAGGGAGGCGGCCAAGACGCGACGAAGUGCACCCACGCGGGCAACGGCUUUGCAAAGCUCAGACGAGGACUCAUCCGUGACGUCGGAUUGCCCCUCGAGUGCUUCCGACGAGAGUGCUCCCACUGUGGCCUCCACUGCAGAUUUGGAAGGCCCAGGUGCUGGCCAGGCCUUGCAGCUGCUCUGCCGGACCUUGGGCCUGACAUAG
Molecule: messenger RNA, 2475 nt
Organism: Symbiodinium necroappetens
Lineage: Eukaryota; Dinophyceae; Suessiales; Symbiodiniaceae
Source: the annotation of a GenBank genome assembly